ACAUCCCCCUCCCCUACCUUCCCCUCCCAACAGCAGACAGGGGCACACAGACGAUCACACUCUCCAGCCAAACCCUAAUUGUGUGUGCGUGUGUCCGCAUUUUUUUUCUCUGACAUGAAGAAGGAAACCAAGUGAGUGUUUGUUCUCUGUGCUUGUGAAUGUCAGUCCUGAGCCUUUUGAAGCAUUUUGCUUGACUGAAAAAGUGGAGGUGGCAGAAUUUAGCUGUGAAAAAUUACUGGAGUUGGGUUACCAUGUGGCAUUGUUGGAUGCCCUUCAUCCUGGCCUGGGUAUCCAUGGGAACCCCAACGCUAUGCCAAAGUGGAGAUUGGGGUUCAGGCUUUGACAUCUACUCUGCGAUAAUGGCCACCAAUGACACGUCGCAGGCAAUUGGUGAUGAGCCUGCACGGAUGAGAAACAACCAAGACGGGAUCACAUCAGCAGUUUCCUCUUCAUCACCCUCACCUACACUGCUGUAUGAGCCUCAACCGGACAAGUGCUCGGUCCACUUCAGCACUAACGCUGCUUCAGCUCGAAGGCUGAAGGCCCAGAAAGAGGAGCUGGCCUAUCUGCAGGCCAUCCAGGAUGGAAACAAGGUGGUGAUGGAGAACAUGGAGCAGUUUGUGGGGUCAGAGAUGGGAGAUCAGAGCUAUGAAGAUGUGAUUAAGGAAAAUAUCAUCGGCAUCCAAGAGGACCAGAAGAGUUGCCACGAGGUCGUAGAGAAAGCUGAAGAGGAUCUAGAAAAGCAGCUGAAGGGGGAAGUAUUGGGUGCCCUCGCUGGGAUGCAGAAAAUCAGAGAAGAGUCCUUGGCCUUUGAAGACAUGCUCCGUGCUGCAGGGGACAUCGCCAACAGGCUGGAGAUCUCAUCGCAGGCCCUGCAUGUUUCAUUCACCAAGCAGCUGAAAGACAUUGCCAAAAUUCAUCGCUAAGGAAGUGUGGAAAAGACUUUGCACACUGCUCACGUAUCAUCCUCUAAAAUGAUGUCUGGUAUCCUGUGUGAGACCCAAAAUAAAGGAAAUAAACCCUCA
Siniperca chuatsi (mandarin fish) is the source of this 1025-nucleotide messenger RNA. RefSeq lists its product as uncharacterized. NCBI's taxonomy places the organism in Eukaryota, Metazoa, Chordata, Actinopteri, Centrarchiformes, Sinipercidae. The record is from RefSeq and is a predicted model, not a curated record. The coding region runs from base 252 to 926 and encodes 224 amino acids. The transcript has 3 exons.